Cavia porcellus (domestic guinea pig) is the source of this 7018-nucleotide messenger RNA. It is a transcript of the gene Sema4g, whose product is annotated as semaphorin 4G. Gene Ontology annotation, biological process: neural crest cell migration; semaphorin-plexin signaling pathway; positive regulation of cell migration. The transcript is spliced from 15 exons. NCBI's taxonomy places the organism in Eukaryota, Metazoa, Chordata, Mammalia, Rodentia, Caviidae. Gene Ontology annotation, cellular component: plasma membrane. The coding region runs from base 3141 to 5654 and encodes 837 amino acids. Gene Ontology annotation, molecular function: chemorepellent activity; semaphorin receptor binding. The record is from RefSeq and is a predicted model, not a curated record.
CACCCCACACGCUCGCCAGGGCCUACCCGUGCAAGGGUGGGGGCCUGCGUCCCGCCCCCGGCCCCGCCCCCGGUGCGGCCCCUUCCUCCCGCAGCGGCGUGUGCGGCGCUGAAUCCGCCAGUCGCUGUCCCUGUGGCCCCGGAUCGCGGUGCGGAGACCCCCGGCCCAGCUUGUAGGCUCCCGGGGAGCGCGGGCCAGGCCUCAGUGCGCGCGGUGCGGAGCGGCCACCGCGGACGGGGACCGAGCGGGGCGUAGCCAGAGCGCCCCUGGAUCUGGGUCACGUCUCCGCCGUGCGGCGGGAUCUCAGGAGAGCCUGUCCUCGGCUGCAGCAAGAGAGACUGAGGUUAGCCCGGUUUGGUGAGCAAACCGCCGCGGGAGGAGGCGGGAUGGCAGGGAGGGGUCUCGAGCCCAGAGACCGCCGUGCCGCCGGGCAGGCCCCAGCCGAGCCGGGAAGGGGCGUCGGAGGUGAAGGUCGCGGGCCUACCCGCGGACCCCGCGCGGAUCCUGUCGAGGUCCCCUCCCUGUGAGAUCUAACUGGAGAGAUCUAGUUUUCUCCACUCCCGGGUCUAAUAAAGAGCAGGCGAUCGCAGAGUUCCAGGGGACAGACUCUGGGAGGACGCAGAAUUGUACAGCUCGGGCAGUGUGGGGUGUGGACUGCAGACCUUGAACUCCUUUGGCCGCCGAGGGAGGUGGCAUGCUUUGCCCCGCCCGCCCUUCUAACAGGUUAAGUGGGCACCUUGUGAGCUCCAGCCCAACUCCCCUUGUCUGCUCCUGCAGCAGCAGGUAGGGGCUGAGGGCUGCUUAGUUAGAUUCCAUUCCUGCUUUGCCCUGCUGGAACCGCGGUCCCUCCCUCGGGUUCACACACACACACACACACACACACACACACACACACACACACGCACACACGCACGCAUGCACCCUUGCGGCAUAGCCUUGACCGGCCCUCAUCCCAGGUCAGAAGCCUCCCCCAGCCCACAUGAGCAUGCAGGGGCACACCUGGUUCCUGGCCCUUGACCUGGGAGGCAGGUUCUGCUCUGUGCCUCACCCCAGUGGACACUGACAGUCAGCGACCCCAGAGCAAGGAGUGGCCCCCCAUGUGGAGGUGCACUUGUCUCUGCAUGAAUGUACUUGCAUGUUUGAGAGCACGGAACAUAACAUGUUCCUGAUACCUCUGUGAGCCCUACUUGCCUGAGCCGCUGGAUCUGUGGUGUGGUGUGUGUCUCUACACAGACUGGUCCUGCUGUUAUGAGGGUGUGCAGACUUCAAUAGAAACUUACAUAUGUAAGUUAUAACCCUGCUUGUCACUCUGGGCUGUGACCCACUGAAUGUGAACAGAUAUGCACCCUGUCUCCAAGUCCUCUGCCUGCUUAGGACCUCCUUGUGGCUGUGUGACUGAUGUCCCUGUGGAUACCUGUGUUCACAACCCUCCUCACAAACAUGUGUGCAUAUCUGUGUAUGUGUACUUCCCUUCUCAGCUCAUGAGACUUAGGUGAAACUGCUUUAAGUGUGCUGUGCACACUGAGUGGCUCUUAUCUGGGGUGUGUUCUUCCUGCCCAAUCCCAGGGACCAGCCCCUCCUAGCCAUAAGGCUCCCCCUUCUGCUAAGCAAAUAGGAGGCUCCAGAGGCAAACAGGUGUGCCCACGGUCUGGAUGGGCAGCCUGCCUGGAGCCUCCUACUAUCCCAGCCCCCAAAGUAGGAUACUGAUACCCUUGCUGUGCUGUGCCGAGACUCCUUUACUCCCUCUUGGGUUACACUCUGCCCUCCUAUGAUGGUGCUGACCUUUACCCUCCAGAUUACUGUUUUCACUCUGGCUGGCUCCUGCUUCCUCCUCGUUUCAAGGCCAGGCAGUUAAUGUUUGACUCGGAAGAGACAGGUGAGACCAGUGGCACCCUGACCCCUGCCUGUGGAUGUCUGAUGAGCUGGAGUGGGUCUGGCCUCCUCCACUUCUGGUCCAGUUCUGGAAGCCUUCAGAAGCCCCUUCAGAGUUUAGGGUACCUGCCACAGAGCGUGGGGGAGGCUGUCAGCCAGCCCAACUCAUCCCCAACGGGUGGCUUACAAAAGACUCAGAUUGUGAAUUAUUCUCAAGAUGUCCUAGGGGAGGUGAUCAGGAGCCUGGGGUCCCUGCGUUCACCUCCCGCCAUACCACGUUGCUUAGGUCUCAAGCAAGCCUCUGGCCUUGCACAUGCAUCACAUCUCUUGCUCUGACUUUACUGUGCAGGGAGGGGCACCCAGAGGCCCCGCCCAGGGUCCCACCCCUGCUGGGGACCCUGCUGGCAGGUAGGGGCAUGUGUGAACCCCUUCGAAGCACUGGCUCAGCACAGGCAGGACAGAAAUGUUCACCCCCUCAGCGAAGAAUGCCUCUGAGAAGUGUCUAAUUAAAGAGACAUUCCAGAGGGAGCUCUCAGGCCAAGGAAAAGAAAAAAACAAAGGAAAAAUGGGAGAGAAUUAACAAAGGCCCAUUAAAUACCUCUGCCCAAGCCUUCCUGCAGAGGGCAGGCAGCAGGGCAGCUGGUGUUGAAGGCCCAGGCCUUGCCUCUGAGAACCCACACUCCUGCUCUGACCAGAAGAAGGCUGUUACCUUGGGCGUAAGAAGGGCAAGUUUCGCCCAGCCUCCUGCAUCAGAGCAGAGAUGCACACACUGAGGGCAUCCUAGCGUGAGAGUUCUGUGGGUGCCCCUAAAAUCUGGGUAAGGCCAUCCAUCUUCCACCCACACACAGAUCAAAGUGCUUUCUCUUUUUUUCCCUCUUUCCCUCUUUCAAAAAACAGAUCUCAGAGAGCCAGGACUAGCCCUGCCAUCCAGACUGGGGUGACCCUAACGGGGACUUAGAAGCCCUCUGUGACUGUUCAUCUCCCAAUUCACUGUGGAGUUUGCAUUUGAUGCAGAGAGGCACGUGACAGAUCCCUCUCCCUGACCCCUGAGCUGUGAUUCCAUGGCCAUACGACUCUGUGGCUCCAUGUCCCCCCCAUUCCAGGAUCCUCCCUGGCCCCAUAAGUGCUUGACCCCCAUGGCCUCAUGACCCCUGACCUUCCACCUGACAUACCUAAACUUUGACCCCUGUGACUGUUUUUCCCAUACCCCUGUGCCUCUGGCCCUGGCUUCUGCUGGAGGUCUUGCUGGUCUUGACCUCCCCAGGAAGAUGUGGGGGAGGCUCUGGUCCCUCCUCCUAGGCUUCCUUGCAGCAGCCACAGUCCCUGGGCCCUCCCUGCGGAGACCCUCCCAAGAGCUAGAUGCCACCCCUCGGAUGACCAUCCCCCAUGAAGAGCUCUCUGGGACCCGGUACUUUCAGGCCCAAGCCCAGAACUACUCCACGCUUCUCCUGGAGGAAGCCUCAGCAAGACUGCUGGUGGGAGCACGAGGCGCCCUGUUCUCUCUCAGCGCCCGAGACAUAGCAGAUGGAGCUCACAAAGAGAUACACUGGGAGGCAUCCCCAGAGAUGCGAAGCAAAUGUCACCAAAAAGGCAAGAACAACCUGACCGAGUGCUUCAACCAUGUGCGCUUCCUGCAGCGGCUCAACGCCACCCACCUCUAUGCCUGCGGGACCCAUGCCUUCCAGCCGCUCUGUGCUGCCAUCGAUGCCGAGGCCUUCGCCCUGCCAGGCAGCUUUGAGGAGGGGAAGGAGAAGUGCCCCUAUGACCCAGCCCGGGGCUUCACAGGCCUCAUCAUCGAUGGAGGCCUCUACACAGCCACGAGGUACGAAUUCCGGAGCAUCCCUGACAUCCGUCGGAGCCGCCACCCGCACUCUCUGAGGACCGAGGAGGCCCCGGUGCAUUGGCUCAAUGAUGCUGAGUUUGUGUUCUCAGUGCUGGUGCGGGAGAGCGAGGCCAGCACUGUGGGUGAUGACGACAAGGUUUAUUACUUCUUCACGGAGCGGGCAGCUGCCGAGGAGGGUUCCAGCAGCUUCGGGCCAAGCCGCAGCAGUCACCGAGUGGCCCGGGUGGCCCGUGUGUGCAAGGGAGACCUGGGAGGAAAAAAGAUCCUGCAGAAGAAGUGGACCUCUUUCCUGAAGGCCCGGCUCAUCUGCCACAUCCCCCAGUAUGAGAAGCUGCGCGGUGUCUGCAGCCUGGACACCGAGCACUCAGCCCGCACGCACUUCUACGCAGCCUUCACCCUGACCACGCAGUGGAAGACCCUGGAGGCCUCAGCCAUCUGCCGCUAUGACCUGGCUGAAGUGCAGGCUGUCUUCUCAGGACCCUACAUGGAGUACCAGGAUGGUGCCCGGCGCUGGGGCCGCUACGAGGGUGGGAUCCCUGAGCCCCGGCCUGGCUCGUGCAUCACAGAUUCGUUGCGCAGUCGUGGCUACAACUCAUCCCAAGACUUGCCAUCCCUGGUCCUGGAUUUUGUGAAGUUGCACCCGCUGAUGGCGCGGCCUGUGGUGCCCACCCGUGGACGGCCCCUGCUCCUUAAGCGCAACGUGCGCUACACACAUCUCACAGGGACACCAGUUACCACUCCUGCUGGGCCCACCUAUGACCUCCUCUUUUUGGGCACAGCUGAUGGCUGGAUCCACAAGGCUGUCGUCCUCGGCUCUGGGAUGCACAUUAUUGAAGAGACACAGGUAUUCAGGGAGCCCCAGGCAGUGGAGAAUCUGGUCGUCUCCCUGCGGCAGCACAGCCUGUAUGUGGGUGCCCCCAGUGGAGUCAUCCAGCUGCCGCUGUCCACCUGCUUCCGCUACCGAUCCUGCUAUGACUGCAUCCUGGCCCGAGACCCCUACUGUGGCUGGAGCCCCAGCAGCCAUUCCUGUGUGGCAGCCACCACCACAGCAAACAGAACAUCACUGAUACAGGACAUAGAGAGAGGAAAUCGAGGCUGUGAAGGCAGCACUGAUGUAGGGCCACCACCACCCCUGAAGACCCGCUCUGUGCUCCGGGGCGACGAUGUCCUCCUGCCCUGUGACCAGCCGUCCAAUCUGGCUCGGGCUUUGUGGUUACUCAACGGGAGCAAGAGCCUGAGCGAUGGGCAAGAUGGCUACCGUGUGGGUGUCGAUGGGCUGCUGGUGACAGACACCCAGCCCGAGCACAGUGGCAGCUACAGCUGCUUUGCUGAGGAGAACGGCCUUCGAGCCCUGCUGGCCUCCUACAGCCUCGUUGUCCGGCCAGCCACGCCUGCCCCAGCUCCACAAGCCCCUGCAACAAAAGGGUCCCAGCUGGGCCCAGACGUGCAGCUGCUCUACGUGCUUGCCAUUGCUGCCCUUGGAGCCCUCUGCUUCAUCUUGGCCUUCGCCCUCCUCUACGUGGCUUGUCUGCGCGGAGGUGGACGAGGACACCAAGGAAAGUACUCACUGGGCCGGGCUGGGGGCUCUGCCGUGCAGCUGCAGACAGUCUCAGGCCAGUGUCCUGGAGAGGAAGAUGAGGGUGACGAUGGGGAGGGGGCUGGAGGUCUGGAGGGUAGCUGCCUCCAGAUCAUUCCUGGGGAAGGCGCCCCGGCCCCGCCGCCCCCACCGCCCCCGCCCCCGCCGGCCGAGCUGACCAAUGGGCUGGCAGCACUGCCCAGCCGGCUCAGGAGGGUGAACGGCAACAACUACGUGCUCCUGAGGCAGGGCAGCAAUGGAGUGCCGGCAGGGCCCUGCUCCUUUGCUGAGGAGCUCAGCCGCAUCCUGGAGAAGAGGAAGCACACGCAGCUCGUGGAGCAGCUGGAUGAGAGCUCUGUCUGAGCCUGGCUCCCCGUCUGCCCCAGGCUGUGCAGCUGCUUCCCCACCCUCACUCCAUGCCUCUUCCCAACUCUGUGCCAUCUUAGUAGGGCUAGCCAGUUAGGCCCAGCCAAAGCCCCCUCAGCCUCCAAGACCCACACGGGAGCAGCCCAGGCUCACCGGUGCUCCUCAGAGGUAGGUGCUCCCUUGGGGCCAGGUACUCUGCACACCCAGACCCAGUUCCUAUGCCCUUAACCUGUUGCUUCAGAGGCCUCCAUCCUCCUGUCCUAUCUGCCCAGGCUUUCCUCUUGCUCCCAGGUAGGGCUCUGCAGGCCCAGGUAGCCUCUGUGUCACCACCCUCUGCAUGUCCCCAUGUGCUAGGUACUCCUGAAGCCACCCAGAACCCCAGCCAGCCACUGGAGCCCCACAUACAUUCACAGCAGAACACAUAGCUGGACCGUAGGGCCCAUUUCCAUGCUCUCCCUGGGCACUCCUGUUUCAUACUUCUGGAUUUAGGGUUAUCCUCCCAAUUGCCAUAUCUGUCUAGUGCUCUUUCCCUGUCCCUGUCCUGUGUAUGACCCCACUUGCAAGAGCUUGGGAACAGGCCAGCCCAGGAGGUAAGGUGGAAUCAUUUCCUCUUCUUCCUUCUUGUGCAGCCUUUGCGAGUCCGGCUUACCUAUUCCCCUCGGUCACAAGGAAGAGUGGCAAACAGACCUCCGGGCAUGUCCCUUCCCCAUGCAUCUGUGGUACAUGUGCUAACACUUACACCCAUGUGCAUCUUCUGAGCCCCCUCCUUGCUGCCGGACUUGUGUCUGUUGGGUUAGGUCCGUGGACAUUUCAGAGGGAAACACCUACUCCCGUUUAGCUGUCCUUGGAGACCCCUCCCUGGAUAGGUGACCAACACUGCACUCAAUGAGCCAGCCUUUUGGGGGACCAAGCAUUUGUUCCCCCUAGACCAGAGCAGGGGAAAGAACUCUCACCUGGCAUACAAAGCCCGUCCUUGGAACUAUGCAAAGGGCAGAGGCUGGGAGUUUGUAUGUGUGGCUCCCAUUCCUGUCCUACCUCACCGGAGCACUUUCAAUGUCCAGGAGUCUCUGAAGUCUCUAGGCCCAUGUGGGACAAUCGACCCAGACUGAGCUCCCGUUGCCUUUGGGUGAGGACGACUGUUAUUUUUGUAGCUGAGAACGUGGAAUCCCACGAGUUUUUACUGCCCUUCACCCAACUUCUCCCACCUCUCCCCCACAAUGAAUGUAUUUAUUGUGAGAAUGGCUGCUCUUCUUUAGGAAUGCCCUCACUCAGCCCCAGGUGGGUGGAACAGGCAUGCGACAGUGGGGAGCCUGGGAUCAGCUCCUCCCCCGAUGUUGGUAAUAAAUACCUUCUUUCCCCAA